AUGCACCGUCGCUAAGUAGAACUGUAACGUCUGGUAGAAAACGCAAAUGGAUCGAAAGCAGGAUCCUGUUUUAUAACAACACCUCGGCAUCUUUCAAUCUGACCACCUCAGCCAUACUGACAUGCGGAGAUGUACACCCCCACCCAGGUCGACCCACUGUCCAAAACGUCAAUCCCACUAAAACGAUUCAAAAAUAUAAAGCACCUAAAUGUACAAAAUGUGAAAAACAGGUUCGACGAAACCACAAACGACUGCAGUGUGACAAAUGUUUCGAUCUUAUCCAUAUGCGCUGUGCUAGUGACAAUCUUCGAAUCUAUAAGAACAUUACGACUAACCAACCCGGUACAUGGACAUGUUCUCACUGUACCCUUUCAGAGCUCCCGUUCUUUUCUACGAAGGAUUUAAGCAGUUUAGAUUCAUCACAGGAACAUAUAAAGGCUAUAAACGUUACGUCUGACAGAGAUCAUCAUUUGAACGCUAUCGCAUCGAGACAAACUCAACUCUCCUUUAUGCAUUUAAAUACGCAAAGCAUGACUUCAACAUUUGACGAUUUGCUGCUAGUUAUACGAACAUACGGCUUUGAUAUUGUAACGCUCAGUGAAACGUGGCUCAAAGACAAUCCUCAACUACUAAAUCACGUCUCCAUUUCCGGGUAUGGCAAUGAAUUUAGAAAUCGAGAACAAAUCAGAGGAGGUGGAGUUGGAGCGUAUAUCAAAGAAACUGUGAAAUAUAAACGGCGCAAGGACAUCGAAUCCAAAUAUCCAGAUCUAGAACAUUUAUGGCUGGAAAUCCAAGGACAGAACAAACAUAGUCAUCUAUUAUUGGGUACAAUUUAUAGAUCUACUCGAAUAUUGGAUACUCAGCAAUGGCUAGAACAGAUGGAGAACAUGCUGUUGGAAAUUACAACAUCAUGGGAUGGCUUGCUGAUCCUUACAGGCGACAUUAACAUUAACUUACUAAAUUCUGACGCACCUUUGACGAAACAAUAUCUGGACUUACUAUCAACGUUCGACCUAACACAGCAUGUUAAGAAAGCUACGAGAAUCACACAAACCAGUACAACUCUCAUUGACCACAUCAUAUCGAACAACUCCAAGCGUAUUACACACACGGAUGUACUACCGUGCUCAAGUGUCAGUGAUCAUGAUGCACCUUACGCCUGCAUAAACAUUCGUAUAGAACGUUUCCAACCGCGUUUUAAGUACAUUCGAAGCGAACGUAAUUUUAAGAAGAGUGAAUACAUUCAGGACUUUGAAUCACUCCCAUUUAACAUCAUCUAUGCAAUCGAAGAUCCUGAUGAGAAACUGGACAUAUUUAACAAACUCGUUGGCGACUGUAUUAAGCGUCACGCUCCUCUGAAACGUACGAAGAUCACCCGCCCUCCUGCGCCAUGGUUACAUGAUGAUAACAUCCGAGAUCUUCAAAAACAAAGAGAUUCGUUGCGUCACGAAGCCCACACACUCAACACAACUGAUGUCUGGCAAGCUUUCCGUGAUGUACGCAACCGGUUGAAGACAAAAAUCAAAGAAGCGAAGAAGUCGUUUGUCAACAAGGCUUUUUCAAGCUCCAAACCGAAAGAAAUCUGGCGUGUUAUACAUCGCGUCCUAAUUCCAUCACCACAACCUCUGAGAGUUGACGUUGACGAUUUAAACAAAUUCUUCGCAACUACAGCCCAGCGCACAACGGGAAAUACUGAAACCGACUUCAAAGAAGACCUGCUCAGUUUUGUUGAUACACUACAACAAAACGUUAGUGAUGAUGCAGCAUUUCAUUUACGUCCAGUUACGUUCAACGAGGUUCUGUGUGAAACCAAAGGCAUCAGAUCCGAUACAUCUACAGGGCCAGACCAACUACCUGCAAAAUAUCUCAAGAUUGUUGCGCAGCUCAUCGCAGGUCCACUAACUCACAUCAUCAACUCCUUUGUAGCUGUUUCUGAUGCUUGGAAAGUCGCUAGGAUCACUCCAAUACCUAAGAGUAAUAACUCUAAUUCGAACAGUAAUAUGCGUCCCAUAUCAAUACUGCCAGUUCCUUCGAAGGUAUUUGAAAGGCUUACACACUAUCAAUUGGUUGAGCACAUUGACUCCCAAAAGCUGUUGAAAGAGAACAUAUCUGGCUUUAGGAAAGGCCAUUCAACUACCACAGUUUUGCUAGAUAUUAGAGACGACGUACUUCGUGCAAUGAAGCGUGAGGAAGUUACACUCAUGGUCCUAGCUGACUUUUCGAAAGCCUUUGACACCAUUAAAUACAAAACUGUGUUAACUCAAUCAGUUAGGUUUCUCAAAUGAAUAUCUUAAAUGGUCGGUGAAUUACCUAACUGGAAGACGGCAUUUCGUCCAAAUUGACGACAAAACAUCCGGCUUGUGUCCAGUCAACUUCGGCGUUCCUCAGGGGUCUAUAUUAGGGCCAUUAAUCUUUAAUCUAUAUGUUGCUGACCUUCAAUUGUACAUCAAAGACAAAUGUCAUCAAUACGCCGACGACACAACCCUUUACACUCAUUGCAAACCCGAGAGUAUCCAAGAUGCGGUAGCUGAUAUACAGUCAAGUGUUCGCAAGCUGGAAGAAUGGUCGAGUGAAGCCAACCUUGUCAUCAAUCCAUCAAAGACCACUGUAAUGAUGCUGUCCACCGCACAACUGGCUUCCUCCCAUUCUCUGAAUGAUGCCUCCAUCAAUAUCGAAAUCAAUGGCACACACGUAGAGCGAGUUAAAUCUACAAAUUAAAGUUACUAGGGUCUUACAUUCACGAACACCUUAAAUGGGAAGAGAAUGUUAAAAACAUCGCCUCAUCCUGUUAUUCCACCCUUGUCUCGCUCAGAAAACUAAAAAACAGUUUACCAUUCAAAAUCCGUAAGAACUUAGUACAGGCUCUUGUCUUAUCUAAACUAUACUAUAACGACGUAAUUUACCAUUCACUGCCAGAGUACUUACAGAAACGCCUACAAAGGGUACAGAAAGCAGUAGCUAGUUUCGUGCUAGGCAAAUUCGCUAGAUCAGCGGACGUAUUAUCGUUAAACUGGUUGCCUAUCAAGGAACAACGUGAAUGGAACGUUUUAAAAUUAAGUUACAAAGCGCUUUACGAUGAAAAUUGGCCAAGUUACCAAAAGCUACAAUUGGUUCAACAUUCUCGAGUUCUGAGAUCAAGCAAAGGCUCAUCAUCAUCAUCAUCAAUCAAUUUUAUUUAAAAUCAAAACACGCUAGCCUCGCACAACUAAAAGCUGAUUUACAGGAGGGGCGUGAUAUAUAAAACAGUAGAAUAUAUGGAAUAUUAUAUGAACCCCCCAACCUCCGCCCCCCCAACAACAAAUUGAGAAAAAUAAAGUCAAGUAAAGUAAAUAAAGAGAGUUAACUAUAAUUAAGUCAACAUGGUUCUAAAAGCUGGACAGCUCCGCAAUACUACGCUUAAAUUGACUGAGCGAAGUCGCUCUUGUUGCAUCUAAUGGAAGAUUAUUCCACAGCAUUGAUGCGCUAUAUAAAAGCUUCUCUUCAAAAAAAUAGUUUUUGGUUUUGGAAGUGCUAGAUCCGUUUCCUGAUUUCGUAAAUUAUGGCGUCUAUUAAGUUCACUAAGUCUUACAAGGCUUUCUCUUAAACUUGGCGAACAAUUUUCAUUAAGGAUUUUAUACAUUAGGAUACUCUUCAACUUAGCUCGCCUAACAUGUAGAUUAUCCCAUCCUAAACCUUCCAAAAGAUCACUUGAUCUAAUCCUAUCAUCAUAUCUUGCUCCAGUGAUAACCCUAGCCGCACGAUUUUGUAAUAUUUGCAAUUUAUCUUUUAAUAUUUUAUCGCAUGUAUCCCACAGGGGAGAGCAAUAAUCAAAAUACGGUUGAAUUAAUGAUUUGUAUAAUGUAACAAGAGAGGUCUGCGGAACGAAUGGUUUAAUUCUCCUCAAUGCUCCUAUGCCUGAACAGAUCUUCUUGCAUAUUUCUUCAAUAUUGAUGUCAAAAGUCAAUCUCUCAUCAAGAUCAACUCCCAAACAUUUAUUCGAGACAACAGGUGAAAUUACGUUAUUGUUCAUGAUAAUGCUGUUGUACAAUUCACCAACUUUGUUGGUCAAAUUUUGUUUAGAUCCUAUGACAAUAAGCUUAGCCUUAGAAGGAUGGGAUUGGAGUUUAUUUACAUUUAACCAAUCUGUGACAUUUUCUAAAUCAGAGUUUAUAUCAUUAGCCAGCGCAAUAGAGUCGUACGAAGAGGCGAAAAUUUGGGUAUCAUCUGCGUAUAGACAGGGUGUUGUUGUCUUUAGACAGUUGGGUAAAUCGUUGAUAUAAAUUAGGAACAACAACGGGCCAAGUAUGGAACCUUGUGGAACCCCGCAAAUUAUUUCACCUUUAUUAGAGAGGCAGCCAUUUACUUGACACUGUUGUUGCCGAUUUGAGAGGUAGGAUUUAAACCAUGCAAGUUCAACUUGAGAAACGCCAUAGAAAGCUAGUUUUUCAAGUAGUAUAACAUGAUCUAUUGAAUCGAAAGCUUUUCUGAUAUCAAGGAAAACUACCCCUGUUAACUUGCCAUUAUCCAUAUUUUCGUACCAGUUAUCACACAUUUGAAUUAGUAUAGGUAAUCAUACGGGAAGGAGUGCAAUUAAUGAUUAACACUAUACGAGUGAUAUUUGAAAAAUGUGCCAAAAUUGCACGAGCCGCCGAGGCGAGUGCAAUUUGGCACAUUUUUCAAAUAUCACGAGUAGUGUUAAUCAUUAAUUGCACGACUUGCCCGUGUGAUUAUUUAUUUAUAUAUAUGCAUGACAAAAUCGCUUUCUUUAUAUUUCAACUUCAUUUUGUCAAGAGUUUUUAAUUCUUUUGUAAGCAAUUUGGUAUAAACAAACUUGGGAAAUGAUUAUAAACUCAUAAAGGCACAUAACUUAAACUAGAACACAAGAUUCAAACUCAAACCACAUAUUUUAGACUAAGAAAAUCUUUAUAAAUUGCAUUUCAAACUUACAUAGUCACGUUUGGUUGCAUCCCGCCAAGAUUAUUUCUUAAAAUUGUUUCCAGGUAUUUUCAACAGGUUCUUUUUGCCAUAUAAUGUUUUUUAAACUCAUUCUUGUGCCAAAAUUCAGUUAAAUUCGUCCACAUUUGUUAGAAAUACUUAUCUAAAUUUCGCCGCCAUAUUGGAUUUUGUUGUUUUGAUUUCCCGCUCCCCCCAGCCAUCAUGAAAAUCAUUAAUUGCACUCCUGGAGAGUGCAAUUAAUGAAAUAAUUGCACUCCUCUAAACCAAUCAGAUUGCAGUAAUUUUGUCAUGUAUAUAAUAAGAGCUGUAAUUGUAGAGUGCCCUGGUCGAAAUCCGGAUUGGAAUUUGGAUAUAAGGCAAUUUUCGUUUAAAUGUUUGUAAAGUUGUGUAAAGAUUUCUUUUUCGAAAACCUUACUUAUUAUCGGUAGAAUUGAUAUUGGUCUAUAAUUUCCCAAAGUUCGUUUGUUGCCUUCCUUAUAAAUCGGUAUAACUUUCGCAUAUUUCCAAUUUUCUACAAACACUCCAGUUGAAAGUGAUAGAUUAAAAAUAUAAGUUAAAGAGGGUGCAAUUAUAUCUGCAGCAAUGCGUAGCAUUUUAGCCGGGAUUUUAUCAAGACCAGCGCCUUUCGAAACAUUUAGAUGUCUUAGAGUUUUCAAAACAUUGUCCACUGGAAUAAACAUAAAACGAAAGGAUGGAAUAAAUAACUUGUUGUUUUCCAAAUAAGUUUCAGCCUUAUUUGUUGACUGAUUUGAAACUUCAGAAGCUAGUUUAGGCCCAAUAUUAAUAAAGAAUUCAUUAAAAGCUUCAGAUAUAUUUUCAUCGUUGCGAAUAAUUUUAUCGUCAAUUUCAAUUUCAUUAACAUGUUUUGUUUUACUGGCACGACCAAUAAGAGAAUUAAUUAGUUUCCAAGUAGUUUUUGGAUCGUUCUUAUUACAUUCGCCAAUUUUUUGGCAGUAAUAGCGAGAUUUACUUCUCCGAAUUUCAAUAUUGACUCUGUUUCUGGAGGCCUGAUAAAGUCUCCAGUGGUACUCAGAGCCAUAUUUAAUUGAUUGUUUUUUAUGAUAAUCACGAUUACGCAUCAUUUUUUUAAUGUUCGAAUUUAGCCAUGGAAUUGCGGUAUGCCGUAUACGCUGAAGUCUCAGAGGCGCAUGCCUAUCCAAAACCUCAUUAAAAUUAUUUUCCCACGCCUUCCAGGCCAAAUUAGGAUCAUUAAUGGUUUCUAUUGUUUGCCAAGGUAUAUUAAGCAGAUCACAAAUGAAAUUUUCCUUCACAAAGUGUUUUAAGUUUCGUACUUCUUUUUUGAUUUGUCUACGCUUAUAUGGGAUAAAUUUGCGGACAACGUAGAUUAAACUAUGGUCAGACAUACCGUUAUGAAUAACUCCUGAUUUUGCUAUGUUUCUUGUGUCAUUUGUGAAUAUCAAGUCAAUUAAAGUGGAUGAUCUGUUUGUCAUUCGUGUAGGCUCCGAAAUCAGUUGUUGCAACUGAUAUGUAGAUGAUAUAAAUUUUAGUCUUUGAGUAUGUGAUUCAGAUGGAUUUUUAAAAUAGUCACAGUUCAUAUCUCACAAAACAAUCAACUGCUUAUUUUCAUAAUCACAUUUUUCAACAAAUUUCGUGUAAUCUUCAAAUACGUUUAUACUUGCAUUUGGUGGCAUGUACCAUGUACCAACCAAGAACGAUUUGUUAUAUGGAAGAUUAAUUUCUAAACAGACCAUUUCUAGUUGGGCAGGGGCAAGAUCAUGUCUAGCUGAGCAAGAUAUAUUCUCUUUAAUAUAUAUAGCUACCCCUCCACCAUGUCUAUUUCGAUCUUUUCUUAUUAUAACGUAACCGGGGAUGUGUAUUUCUCCGUCAGUGAUAGUAUUAUCAAGUUUGGAUUCAUUAAUAGCUAGCACUUCCAAGGGACUAGACAUCAAAAUAUAGCGAAUCUCAUCAAUAUGUUUAUAUAAACUAUUUAUAUUAAUACAAGCAAGCUUAAAACCUUUGAUGUUAGCGAUGCUAUGCAGCGGUACUUUACCACUGUCCCCAGUAGAACCAUGUUGGCUAAGGUUGAAGCUCUCAGCUUCAAGUCCCUUUCAUUAAGAACACAUUACAGGACCAAUCAGCACAUAAUUUUAACCAAUUACCAGAAGAAAUUAGGAACUGCCGAGACUACAGAGUAUUCUACAAUGAGACAAAAAUUUCUUAGUCUUGAAAGCAUGGUCAAGACUUGGAUAAUCUUAGAAAGAAAUAUUUAAAUGUAUAUAGUUUCGUACAGUUUUGUUCUAACUUAGUUAAUUUCGUAAUUUUGUAAGUAAUAUUUUGUCCUGUCGAACACGUUAUAUAUUCAAAGUUAUAUUGCAGUAAUGUUCGUAAAAUAGUUUAUAGACUUUAUGAAUACUUUAUAAUUUAUAUAAUUUGGUAAGCGAAGAGCCACUCUGUGGAUAUAUUACCAAUAAAUCAUUAUUAUUAUUAUUAUUUUUUUUUUUUCGAAAAUUUUAACGAAGUAAACUUUAUAAAUCUUUCUAUGAGCUCCCUAGGUAUUUUUGCGCAAGAAUGCUCUACAUUCUUAGAAAUGUUAGGAAAUGUUGGUCUGGACAAAAACUACCAAACGUACUGUGUUAGGAAAAUGAUGACUAUUGCCAUUCGAAGUACAUACUAUAUUUUUUGCUGCCGAAAUAAGGAAUGGGAAAGUCCGGACUUGUUAACUAUUUGAAAUAUCUGAUUGUCUUGUAUAUUUAUAUAUUUUCAUGUAUUCUGUCUUAUCAUUUUUAUUAGUUCAUAUAGUUGUGAUUCAAAUAGCCAAUUGUAAGUUACCUUAAAUUAGUGAGAUAAACAAUUGUAUAUAUAUAGUAUAUAACAAAAUUAUUAAAGUUUCCAUUAUUAUUAUUAUUAUUAUUAUUAUUAUUAUUAUUAUUAUUAUUAUUAUUAUUAUUAUUAUUAUUAUUAUUAUUAUUAUUAUUAUUAAAAUUAUAACGAUAAGGUGAAUUUCUUUUUUUUGAGACACCCUGUACAUCGCAUAGUGUUUUAAUUAGUCACGUGGUGGGGACUUUGAAGCUCAUGAAAAAUACUAGCCUGCUCGCAUUCCGAAAUUUCGUUCAAAGGAAAACCGAAAAUAGAAAACAAGUAUUCACAAAACAAGUAUCCGUUCCCUAAUCAAUAUUUAACGAAAUGGCAAAAUUGACCAUGAAACUGAAUCAAAUAUUGUAUUGGAGAAACAUUAGAAUAGUCUAAUGUGCUUUUUUUUUCAUAGAACAAGUUAAAAUAGGAAUUAAAAAUCUGCCAACAUGCAUGCAUGCAUUACUGUAAUGUACCAUACUUGAAACUCAGCCAAAAUCAAAUCCCAUCAUCUGCACCUGUGCUUCAUUCUAAUUUGUAUCAAUUUUUCACAGCAAUAACUCUCAGGAUACAAGGAUCCAAUGGUAUUGGCCGUGUUGAAGUAUUACACAAUGGGCAAUGGGGAACAAUCUGUGAUGAUAGUUGGGAUAUAAAUGAUGCCAGGGUUGUAUGUCGUCAGCUUGGUUAUACAAAUGCUGUUAAAGCACUUCAAGGGGGUUUUGUUCCUGAUGGUACUGGACAGAUAUGGUUAGAUAAUGUCGGUUGCAGUGGGAGUGAACAAAGUUUGACCAAUUGUCCCCAUCGUGGAUGGGGAACUCAUAAUUGUGGUCAUAAUGAGGACGCUGGAGUUGAAUGUUUAACAGGUAUAAUUAAAUGUGGGACAGUUAAACAAUGGGAAAUGACCAGCCUGCGCGCACUGUUUGCCUGCUUUGCGCGCUCUGUUUGCCUGCCAAUCGGGCCUUUCAAAACCGGAAAUCGGGCUGGAGCACGCGUUCGUUCAUAUUAGGGAGAUUAAGAUCUACAACGCGAAUUUGUGACGCGGACGUGCUUACCUAAGCCUAGUUUUCGAGUGUAAGCCUAGUCAGAGUUGUCACAGUUUAUUUCUGCGAGAUUUGUGAUACUGUUAUGACACGUUAACAGCCAUGCGAAGUGACAGAAACCAGGCUUUAUAGACUAUUGUUACGAAUGCACAUUUUCCCGCCAAAACUACCAUCCGAGACGACGUGAUAUUUGCAAAGACUCGUCGUCAUAGAAGUCGUAAAAACUUAUGAUAAAAAAUAUCUUCUUGAUAUAUUGCUAGCCUCUGUUAUGUUGUACAUUUUUUCCAGUAUAAUUUCAUUUUAUUUACUGUGAUAAAAAUAUUUUAAUGGUAUUUGCCAUCGUUUUAAAAUAAAACUUGUUUAAUGCGACGUCCGCGUGGUAAGUUCACGUUGUAGAUCUUAAGCUCGCUAUUUUGAUUUGGCAAACGAAGCACGGCCAAUGGGUGAAAUGGCAAAAUUCGCACGGUGCCCGGUUUGCAAAAACAACUGCAAACUGCUCUUUCAUUUCAUCUUAUCCGUGAGUCGACCUCAACAAUUGUCUUUGCAACUGAUUAAUGAUUUGCAUUAUUAAUUUGAACUUUUACAAAUGUAUUGUCUUUAACCUAAUAUUUAGAUGCAGGUUUAUUAGCAUAGCAUUACCAGUUGCCAUGGCUAGCUUUGGCACUGGCCGACAUAGUAUGUAAUACAUGCAUGAACGUGCAUGUCUCCUGCAGGUUUUCAUUCUACUGUCCAUUGUGCCGAUGAUUUUCGAUGAGGUACAGCUCUCCAAUCAGAGGUAAUGAGGUACGCGUUUGUCUUCUAAAUUUCCCUCAUCAAGCAUGCAGGGGAAAAUUAGAACUAAUUUUACCACGGGCAAAUUGUGUGUUAAAUUUUGCCUCGUUAGACCAUUAUUUCGCUGCAAAAAACAACAACAAUUGUAUUUUGGCCAUGUCAUGAUUUUUUGUUAUUAUGUUAAUAAUUUUGUACGACUUUUAAGGCAUUCAAUUGAAGUAAUUCUGAGCCGUAAACAUAUUUUACUUCUUGGCCAUUGAAUCAAAAUACGACUCGUCCCAAUUUCCACGAGUGUUGAUGUACUAUUUAAAAAGCGGGCAGGAGUGUUUUAUUAGGUUUAAAGCCACGAGCGCGCAGCGCGAGUGGCUUUAGUCCUAAUAAAACACGACCUGCGAGUUUUUUAAAUGGCUUCAAAAGCGUAUGCAUAAUAAGUCAAAUCUUUAUAUAAAAAUCUUUAUAUAAAAAUCUUUAUAUAAAAAUCUUUAUAUAGUUUGCAUAACAAUGGUCUUUUGUUAAAGUGUUCUUUAGCUGGUAUAAAGACGUAUGCACGUGACUAAUUUCUUACUCAAGAUUGGAUAAUUGGUUCAUGAAUUAUUACGGUGGUAAAAAUUAGUUCUAAUUUCACUUCAUGUUUUAGUAAUGAGGUAAAUUAGUGAUUAAUCGUACCUCGCGAGACAAAGGAUUUCGAGGCAACUAUGGUAUUAUACUAUUUAAUUUAUACCAUUAUUUGUUGUUAAUUGGUUUUUAAUGGCCCUGCGAGAACAACGGGAAUACCCGCAAUCAUGAUAUUAUAAGGUAAUAGCAUAAAAAGAGGCGAAUUGGCUAUUGAAAACGUCCCGCCCGAUGAGGGUCGUUUAGUAAAAUUCCCUUUGGCGCCGCUCGAUUCGGGUCAUUUACUAAAUGACCCUCAUCGAAAUUUUACUAAAUGACCCUCAUCGAGCGGCGCCCAAGGGAAUUUUACUAAACGACCCUCAUCGGGCGGGACGCUUUAAUAGCUAAUUCGCCUCUUUUUAUGCUAUUACCUUAUAAACAUGCAUAAAGAGGUAAAGAAUUAGUAUGUCUCUGCAAGAUUUUUGUGUACUUCACUGAUCCUAAAAAUAGACUGGAUGGCACGACCUGUUGAUCACUGGUUCAGCAAAGGCCAAAGACCAGUUAAUUAUUCAACAUUGCUAUAGAUUAAAUAUUAAAUAGUAAGGAGCACUAUCUGGCGAGAAUAUUUCCCUAUUUAUUUCGUUGACGAUUUAAGAACGUGAACCACCUCAAGCAAUAAAACUGUCAUGACGGUUAUCAGGUGUGAGAUGGUCCCAAAGCAAUUGUUGAAACACGGCUUGAUUUUGACACAAUAGUGACCCAACCAUAUAUGUUUUCCCGUUAUGAAUGUACAACUAACAUGCUAGACUAAAUUUUAAUCUAAGUAAAGAAAAGGGAAUUAAACACGAGCUAAGACGAUAAUGAAAUUAGUAAAAUUGCGAAAUUUGGUUGCGAUAUGUUGUAAAGCUUGGAAAAUAUAGUCUGCAUGCAGAGUUUGCAAAUGUUGUAUACAGUUAUUUCAAUUGAGGUUGUUCCCACAACCUUAAUUGAAAUAGCUGUAUGCAUAUUUGUAUUACGUUUGGAAAUUCUUACCAUUUUCGGCUCAAAAAUGGUAACAAUUUCUGCACGUAAUACAAACAUCAAAACACGCAAACUUCGCAAGGCUAUAUAAUUAAGUCAACAUUUCAUAACCAAAUUUUGCAAUUUUACUAAUUUUAAUAAGUUGUUUACGGUAAUUUACUCUUUUUUUGUCUAGAUAAAAAAUUGGUCUGGCGUGCAAGUUGUCUAUUGAAUGUUGACCAAAUACCACAUUUUGGUAUCACACAUUGUAGCUCUUUUUCCAAAUUUAGGGAGUUGAUUUGUAUUUAUUUUUUACAGCUAUAUCCCUCAGGAUACAAGGACCAUCAAGUGCAAAUGGUACUGGUCGUGUGGAAGUAUUACACAAUGGACAAUGGGGAACAAUCUGUGAUGAUAGUUGGGAUAUAAAAGAUGCUAAUGUUGUAUGUCGUCAACUUGGUUAUAAAAACGCUGCUAACGCUCUUCAAGGAGGUCAGGUUCCCUCUGGCACUGGACAGAUAUGGUUAGAUGAUGUUACCUGUACUGGGAGCGAACAUAGUCUGACCAGUUGUUCUCAUGGGGGUUGGGGAAAUCAUAAUUGCGACCAUAGUGAGGAUGCUGGAGUUGAAUGUUCUUCAACAGGUAAAUUUACAACAUUCAGGGUGUCUAAAAAUGUGAAUUUUGAAACUAAUAUUGAACAUUCUGUUCGAGAUUGAUUUUCAAAGCGAUUGACAUUCAGCUUUCUAACGACGUUUAGCUUUUUAAAUUUGACCCGUAACUUUGCGAGCAAGAUUAUUUUUUGUGAUUACUGUUGGAGAAUCAAAAAUUUGAGAUAGAAUAGCAAUUCGAUAUCCAAUAAAGACAAAGCGUGAGAAUAUCGUAGAUGUUUGCAAUGUUCUCCUAAAACUAACAACAUUCUAUGCCCUAUUGUUUCUCAUUAUUGUUAGAACAGAAUUUGGCGUUAUAAAACACAUAUCCUGAUUUAUCAUGUUUUAAACGCAUCGUUAGUACAUUUUCCCCAUAAAAAGUUGUGGUUUAGGUAUAGUUACAUAGUAAAUUUGCAUAUGAUUUUAGUCACAUCUACACUCUACAGUCAAUAGGUUUUAUUUAAUCUUCACCAGUUUUUUUAACCUGUGAAAAACCUCCCUCUAACCUAUGCAAAACCUCCCUCUAGCCUGUGCAAAACUUCCCUCUAACCUGCAUGUGCAAAACCUCCCUCCAACCUGUGCAAAACUUCUCUCUUCCGAAACUCGUACUUUAACAGAAUUGUAUUUUUAGAUAGAUAGAUAGAUAGAUAGAUAGAUAGAUAGAUAAUUUAUUUAACGAUAUAUCACAGAGGAGCAAGAAAGCUCGUAAAAACGCGAACGUCAGAAGAUUAGAAUAUAAAUCUAUACAAUUAAUUUAUAAAACCUAAAUUCCUAGUUAUAUGUAUACAAAUUUAUCUUAAAAACAUAUCAGCAUAUAAUGCAUUCCUAAAAGUCUUAAUAUCGUUUAAUUGCCUGAUAUCAAAUCAUCUUCGUCUGUUCCCAUACUUAAAUCUAAACUAUAUAUAUUUUACACUAAAAAGGUGAACAGUACUUUUGAUGUAGACCGUCCUGGAACAUGGAAAACUGUGUGCAGUAAAUGUCGUUCUUUACAUAGAAACUGUUGUUCAUGGAUGUAAUCAUAUAGUUAGUAAACAGUUCGCUAAAGUCUUUGUUCUUUUUUUGUUCGCGUUUAUGCAGUUUUGUGCACGGUGCACGGUCAAUGAUUGAACACAUUGUAUUUCAGUAUAAUGAACGAAUCAUCCAAUAGCAACGUUUCAGUUCAGUCAUUCAACCAUGCUAUUUAAAUAUUAAUAAAGUUAAAUCCGUUCUGCGCAUCGGUUCUGCUCAUAACAAUGUGAGGGCCCUCUAUAAUGUAAACAUUGCCCAAAUUUCGAAUGUUUCGAAUUUUUCGAAUUUUUCUGAACAUAAAAUUUAUUUCAUAUUCAUUUAGAAGCAUAGCGAACCAAAAACGUGUUAGAUAUUCAAACAAUCCAUCGUAUUUAAAAAAUACAGCAGUUCAAAAUGUAAACAAACCGUUUGUUUACAUUACGGACUUGACUUCCACUUUAACCUAAAACAAAGAAUGUGCACUGUAUAAGGUACUGCUCAACAUAAAAUCCCAGCUCAUUAUAACGACUUUGAAGUUUACUGAGUUUCCAGAUCAUGUCUCGAAAGAUUAUAUGAUGUAAUUAUAAUUGUUGUAUGUCCUAAUGUUUAUGUGUAUAAGAUGUAUUCUUGUAAUACCUAUAAGUAAUUAUGUAAUGUAAGUUUUUGGUGGGACUUAAUUGGGGACUUUACCAUCAGUCAUUUGAUUGUAAACUUAAUAAAAAAAAUAAUUACUUGCCCAAAUAGCAUCAAUACAGGUCUUAUUCGACAGGAAAAUUCUUGAACUUUAAAAUGCAAAAGUCGCUUUACAAAGGAGUAGACAAAAGCUAUUAAGUUUAAAAGAUGGAAAUACUAUAUCAUCGUAGUAUGAUGAUCAGCCUUUAAGUACAAAGGACACGUACAAAUGGUAGGAACUAGGUCUCUAUUUAAUAACAUCGCAUUGCUAUCCUAUAGCUAUAUAGUCUAGUGGUAAAACAACCGAACCGGCAAUCGACAGACAUGUCAGACGGGUUCGAUUCCCGUUGGGAGUUCAAUCUCGUUCCCCGAGCAUGCCUGUUCGCAGGUUAAGGUAUGCCAACCCUUAACCUGCGAACGUGCAUGCUCGGGGAACGAGAUUGUUGGGAGUUCAGAUAUUUUCUGAAUAUAAAGCUUGACAAAUAAUAUUUACUUCACAUAUAUAUCCAAGCUUGCAACAUAUAUACUACAGUAUGUUGAAUUGAAUUUUGAAUUGAAUUUUAUUUGAUUUAGCACCACAUUACAUAAAGAUUACAACACAACAAAUAUACAAAAAAAUAGAAUUUUAUCAUCUUGGUGACAAGGAAGCCCAAAACGAAACCACAAGGCUUGUAUAAAUUUAGGCUCCCUUUAAAUGUACACCUAUUAAAAACACAGUUAGGCUAAUAAAUUAUGAAGCUAGUGUAGACGUGCUUCAGCUUGCAGACUAAAAUUUUACAUCAUGCAUAUAUAAUUAUUAAUAAAUUGAACACAAAUUAAAUACUGUUUUACUUUUUCUUAACAAUAAUAUUGUUUCCAACUUGUUAACGAAUAAUAUUGUUUCCAACUUGGCUUCGCGGCAGAUUAAUUGGUAGCUACUUUCAUUCUCGAAUUAUUAGGUUCGGAUUUGCACGAUCAGCCGAACUGUACUGCAUCUUUAUGCCCGUUUGGGAUGUCAUUGAAGGAAUUUCUUCAAAACGCAUUUCAUGAAGAGAUUGACUAUAUACUGUAUACUUGGCCUCUGGCUUUUAGCCAGGGUCGUAAAAGAGAGCGCCCAAUUUUGGUACAACGAUACAUCUACAAUAAAGAGGGGAGGGGUUUAGAGAAAACGUUCAGGUUUACGUUACCGUUCGAACUUUUUCAACUGACACACAUGGCUUUGUGAGUUUGUGCCUCUAUGCUUCUUUACUUAACUACGACAUUUUCAUUUAGCCAGGUACACCAUCAAAUUGAUCAAAAUGUCAAAUGUAUAAUAAUAAUGAGAAUUGAAGCUAUUUCGUUUCAGAUAUAUUAAUAUACCUAGGGAAAUAAUUGAAAAUAAUUUCUCUUUUUCCCUAGAAUUUGGGCGUCCAAAGGCGUCCAUAUUUUGUUCUGGGGGCGUGCCAGGACGCCUCACGCCUGGCCGCCCGUCUGGCUAAAAGCCAAUCUCGUUUCCCGAGGAUGCCCGUUCGCAGGUUAAGGGUGGGAAUAGAUCUGGAGAAAUCGAAUUGAUUCAGUCAGGCCUGUGAUUGGCUGACGGCAGAUAGUACGUUGGAUUUCCAACGUGAGUUCUAUGCAUGCUUGGCAAUUGUUGCAAAAUAUAAAUAUGAGUAAAGUAUUUGGAAUUUCUCGUCGAAAAUUUGAUAUUUUUUACAUUGAAAUCGAUUGAAAACAAUUAGAAAUUCUGGGAAAAAUAUGUACGAAAGCUUCGGAUUGACAGGAAUACAACUACCUGAAAAAUACAAGGAGAACUUCGACGUUUCGAGCGAAGGCGCUUCGACUUAUACUGUAUUAAAUAGUUUGUAUACAAUAAUCGUAUUUGAACAUUUUACACUGUCGUACCCAACACUACAUACACCAUAAAUUCUGACAGGAGAGUUAAAUUUAAAUUUUAAAUCACAUAUAUAUUAUACUCAUUCUUGAGGAGAUUAUAUUUAUCAUUAUAAUAUAGUAUUUGUAAAUUCUGAACGCUGAUUGGCUAAGAGCCGUGUUGAUAUAACUCCAUGUCAACACGGGAAAUUUUCCGCCGCUUGUAAACACGGAAAUUUUUCUUAUUCUUCGGGCUUUUGACAUUGCUAUAUUAUAAAACCAAUAUAAAACAUUUUUUCCGUAUUGAUAUAUCGUUAUAUCAACACUCGUGGAAGUUGGGAAAACUCGAAAUUGUGUGAAAACACUCCGCCCUUCGGGCGUCGUGUUUCCACACAAUUUCUCGUUUUCCCAAUUUCCACUCGUGUUGAUAUAACUGUAUAUCAACACGGAAAAUGUUUUAUAUUUGUUAAGUAAAGGUCAAGUACGAUGUAUACAAACACUAAGGGCCUGUUCAUAUGAUCCCGCUUACCGGGACGUCUCGCUUACCGAUGAUCUCGCCGCCUAUCUAUUUUCCUAUAAAAUUUUGCAUUGUGUUCAUAUGGGAAAGCGAGCUGGCCCGCUUGCCGAGAUCUCUUUGAAUUUGCCGAGAUCAUAGGUAGGCGGGAUGAAAAUUUUUCCAUAUGAACACGCCAGCCCGCUUACCGGGAUGAAGUGAAACAAGUCUUGCCGGUUUAAUUUAACACUUUUUACUUGGUUUUAUGUUUGUUUUGUCAACAAGUAUUAAUAUAACCACCUGAAGCAAUACUUUUUCUUGUAAAUAAACGAAGAAAAACACUAAAAUCGCCAAGUAUUUGUGUUGCUUGACUGAAAUGUAGAAGUUUUGCAUACGCUAAUUAUAGAACUACAAUGCAAUUUCAUCUCGGCAAGCGGGACGAAACACUCCAUAUGAAAGCACGGAAAUAUUCGUCUCGGUAAGCGAGACGUCCCGGUAAGCGGGAUCAUAUGAACAGGCCCUAACAGUACAAGUCGAAGGGCCUUCGCUCGAAACGUCGAAGUUCUCUUUGUACUUUUCAGGUAGUUGUAUCACUAUCAACCCGAAGCUUUCCCACAGAAUUUUUAGUUGUUUUCAGUGUAAAAAGUAUCAAAUUUUCGACGAGAAAUUCUAAAUACUUUGUUCAUAUUUUGUAACAAUUGCCGAGCAUGCGUAGAACUCACGUUGGAAAUCCAACGUGAAUCAAUUCGAUUUCUCCAGAGCUAUGACCACCCUUAACCUGCGAACGGGCAUGCUCGGGGACGAGAUUGGCUAAAAGCCUGCUUUGCCUUCUGUUUUUUCUACAGCUAUAUCCAAUCAUUAAAACUGCAGUAUUUCAAAAUGGUAGCAAACAGUUAACAAGGAAAGAUAUAAUCCAGACCUGUAGUUUGUCGUUCUCAUUUGAAAGAGUUGUUUUUAGAUUAUCUGCCUUUGUAAAUAUUGUGGGGCCCCAAAUUUCGCUCUUGUUCUCAGUUAUAAUUUUUUAAGUGUCAAGAUACCCCGCUAUUGCAGGGAAGCGAGGGGCCACCAGAGAUCGUCGAGCAGCUCAGUGGGCUAAUUGCGUACUUGUUUUAAAUGUGUAUUAAAUUUUAUUUUAACAUCUGUUUAAGAUAUAUAAUAAAUAAUGAUUUAAAUUUUCCUUUUCCCUUCGCACGAAAACGUGUGAAAUUGUUUGGAAUUGUGUAUAGCUGCUUGAUUAUUCUAUAGAUGUGAAUGAAUGUUCCCGAGGUUUGGACAACUGUGGCAGUAAUUCUCAAUGUAUUAACACUGUUGGAAGUUUUUUAUGCAGAUGUAACAAUGGGUACACCGGAAAUGGCGUGGUUUGUUCUGGUAAGUGUUGCACAUCAUUUGUUAUUCAUUUAUAAUGCAGGACCAGGGUGACGUGGGUAUCCUGGAUAAACAUAAAUAUAAUAAUAAUAAUUCAUUGUCAGAAAUUUUAAACGAAAAUACCCCGGACGAACAUUUUGAAUAAAUUAGCUCCUAAACUCAAUAAUUAUAGUGUUGGUGUGUAUUUUACUAUAAUUAAAAUAUGGCAGAAACUAAAAAGGUUCUGAGAAAAGUCGAAAUUUUAACGUGGCUAUUAUAGAACGCUUUAAAUAUAUUCGGUUGAGUAUAUUUUCUGCCAAUCGCAUUUAUUAUAAUUUCAACGAAAGCUAAAGUAUAAUAAAACCACACACGUCACCACAAGAUUGAACAAGGAGUUGUAUAAUUUAUUCAAAAAAUAAAUUUAUUCAAAAUUUAUGGUAUAUUGAUGACUGAAUGAAUAUCGUACUUUAAUACUUCGUUCCCUGUAAAAACUGCUUCACACAACAUAUUUAUUUGUGAUAUCUCUUUAGAUAUUGAUGAAUGUUCUCUAUCUAUCGACAACUGUCAGCAAAACUCAAACUGCACUAACACUGAUGGAUCUUUCUUGUGUACUUGUGACAAUGGAUACUUUUGGACUGGGACGGUUUGCCAGGGUAAAAUCUGUAAUACAGCACUUAUUAAAAAGUAGCAAAUUUAAAUUAUACUGCAUUUAGGAAACUUAUGUUUGGAAUUUCGGUCGUAUUUAAACAUUCGUUUCACCAUUGUACAUUUGAUACUUCAAUGGUUUCCACAUGCCAUUUUGCGAUAUAGCUAUGCUUCAAAUGAUCUUGAUACACUUAUCACAAGCGUGUACACAUAUUUUAUUUGUAAAGAUUGUCGCAGUGUUAUUGCUGCCAUACACUCAAUUGUUGCCUUACAUUUUUGCAGGGAUAUCCCUCAGGUUACAAGGACCAUUAAGAUCCAAUGGUACCGGUCGUGUGGAAGUUUUCUACAAAGGGCAAUGGGGAACAAUCUGUGAUGAUAUUUGGGAUUUGAAUGAUGCUAGAGUUGCGUGUCGUCAACUGGGUUAUCGAAAUGCUGUUAGAGCGCUUCAGGGGGGAUUUGUUCCUGAUGGUUCUGGACAGAUAUGGUUAGAUCAAGUUGCUUGUAGUGGGAAUGAACAAAGUCUGUCAAGAUGUUCACAUAACCCAUGGGGAAAUCAUGACUGCAGCCAUUCUGAAGAUGCUGGAGUAGAAUGCUCAGGAGGUAACUAUCAGAAAAUGUUUUAUCUUUUCUGAAUAAAUAUUUAAUUACUGGCAUAUAGCUACGAUAUAUCUGUCAGACAUUAACCAGUACUGUAUAAUAAUCCUCAAUUAAUACGUUUAUUACCACUGUUUGAUUAUUCUAUGUAGACUUGAAUGAAUGUUCCCUAGGAUUGGACAAUUGUGGAAAUAAUUCUCAAUGUAUUAACACUGUUGGGAGUUUUUCAUGCAGAUGUAACCAUGGCUAUGCGGGAAAUGGUGCGAUCUGCACUGGUAUGUGAUGCAAGUAGCGCCUGGUUUUUGUCGACAACUGCCUAAAGUAUUUCACUCAAGACUAUCAUGUUUUUAUAUAUCUAUAGAUAUAAACGAAUGUUCCCUAUCUAUUGACAACUGUCACCAAAACUCAAACUGCAUCAACAUUGAUGGAUCAUUCCUUUGCACUUGUGAUAGCGGAUAUACUGGAAAUGGAACUGUAUGCCAAGGUAUUAUAGAUGUUGUUGAUUUUGCAAUUUGGGAGAAUAAAUCUCAAUGAAAAUCUUCGGAUAAAAACAGGAACUACAACCUCGCACACAGGGCUUCUGCGCUUAUUGCUCUCAGAAGCCCUGGGAUAAUCAAAACUGAACACCAAAGAACAUUGGUGUUCGGAAGCGGUUGUAAGCAGUAUAGCUCCACCAAGAAACGCUGACUGGGGAUAUUCUUUGCAUUAUUUGUUGCAAUAUAUUUGCAAUAAACUGGAACUUGUAAGUUGUAAAGACGUCUUAUUUAAUUUGUUUCUCGUGUGGCUUUUGGAAUUUAAAGAAUCACAGUCAACCGUGAUGCUUUGCGCGCUGAAAUGUUUUGAUUGUUGUGUAUUCCGCCAUUUUAUUAGCCACUUUAGUGACGAAAGAUUGACAUCCAAAGAGUAUUCUUAUGAAUGUGCAUUAUUCUUAGACGAUGUCACAUUUUUCAUGGUUGGAAUAUGUUAAUAGAUUAUUGAUUGAGAUUUCGGCGUGUGUUUUUAUCUUAACCAAUGAUUUAAAAAAUUUUUCACAUUUUAUAAAGUAGAUCUGUACAUAGCUAAUCAUGGCUUCUGCAUUUCCAGUUCGUGGAAGACCAUCAAGUGAGGGUAUAUCAAAAAGAAUAUCGUUGACAAAUUCAACGAUAUUUGAACAACCGUCCUUUCGACGGAAAGGAAAGAAAGCCUGGGAAUACUGAGGCUUUUGCAUAGCGAAUAGGAGUUUGGCGAAAUGCUGCUCCAUCAAAGCAUGGACAAACUGCAUGCGUGAACGUAGUAGGCGAUGGUGCAGGAAUCAGGAUUUCAUGAAAACACCAGCGAGUAAAUGUAUUGAAGUUUUUCUGUUUAUCCGCGUGCCAACGGCGCGUAGCGCCGUUCCGGUCGUAAGCCCGGGGCGAGGGUACUAAUUCCGCCCGGUUAUUUAUACCCGGGGAACGAAAGCAUUAGCGAAGUCUAAAGUUCAUCAACGAUCGCGGGCGUUGGUGAUCAACGGUGUUGGAGUGUUGGGUGGGUGGUCAUCCUCACUGAUCUCAAAAAUAUGGCGGACUGUGAUGAAUAGCAAACACUGAUUGGUCAAAUUUAAAAUUUGCAUUAUAACAUCUGCAUGACGACAGCGAAAUAGCAAACAUUUCUUGAUUUGAUGAUUUCUUGCAAAUAUAUUUCAUUUUUGCAAGAUUCUGUGAAUGUCAAAAGCUUUCUAAGAAAAUAAAGGCGAAAUAAUUGCUAUAUAAAAGAAGGGAGUAAAGUCGCCGACGUUAACGAAAGUAGGUUUGUUGCUGCCGAGCGCAGCGAGGCAGCACACUAUUCUUGACGUCUGAUGGUUGCCCCAGAGUCCACUCGACCCAGUUUCCCGCGCGAGUUAUGUAUUGGCGAGAAUCUUAACUUGUGUCAUUCUGGAUGUCGGUUUUCCGAGGGUUGAAGUUGUUUGUAAUGUGAGGGGGUGCACGCACCCUUCGAAAUUCGAAUUCCAUGUGACUACGACUCAAGAGUCAAGAUAUAUUCAGUAUUAGCCAUUCCGAAGCUGAUGAGAGGACUGGGGACGAGUGUUAAAAAGUACCCAAAUUAACAGGUGGGCAAUUUGUCGACGCUAACCAAAAAUAGCGGCUCAUUUCUUCUUGAGUUGCCAUUUUCGCGUCGAAGAGCAAAAAUAACCACUGCGAAGUACGCAUGAGAUUCAACAUGACAUUCAACAUGAUAUUCGAUAUUGUGUAAAUUAACUAAUUUCAAUCACUCAAAAGUCAAAAUGACAAAUACAGCCAUUUCUUUUCUGCCAAGUGAAUUAGAAGAAAACAAACCAUGCAGGUCACAUUAGCUAACUAGUUCCUUUUAUGUUUUUUCUGCAAAAAACCAACAAAAGGUCUCUCAAGGCACUGCAAAACGAUACUUUCCAAACAGCUAUCCACACUGUAUAAAUAUUAAAUACAACUUGCCACGAAUUUUAAACUAUAAAUUUCUCCGCUGCUAUUCUAUGGGAUUUUUUAAACUUUCAUAUCUUGUACAAAUUUAUAUCAUCCAUCCAUUGGUUGUUGAACAUUAGGUGGCUUAGGCCUAUGAAAAAAUAGAAAUUCAGCCGCAAACUGAACGGUAUUAGCUGUAAGCGAAUACUAAUUAAUUAGCGCGCACGCACUGACAAGAAUAGCAUGUCAAACUAUAAAUUUCUCCGCUGCUAUUUUAUAGGAUUUUUUUAAACUUUCAUAUCUUGUACUAAUUUAUCUCGUCUUUCCACUGGUUGUUGAAGUUUAGGUGGCUUAGGUCUAGAAACAAUCGAAAUUCAGCCGCAAACUUAACGGUAUUAGCCAUAAGACAUUACUAAUGUUCAAAUGGUCAAAUACAACCUUAAAUAAUGUCGUUUUACUAACUGGUCAAAUACAACCUUAAAUAAUGUCGUUUUACUAACUGGUCAAAUACAACCUUAAAUAAUGUCGUUUUACAAGGAGAUAAAAUGUAUUUUAAUAGAAGCUCUAAAUAAUGGCUUAAUAGUCCAGGUGUAGAACAUUUGUCUAUAGAUAACUUUAUAUCAAGAGUUGUUUGUUUUUUAUGUUGUAUGAAUUACAUGUUGAAUAGCUUUUCUUACAAGAUUUGUAAACCACUCUUUCAAACCAUUGUGACAGAGCUGAUUCAAACACAAAAUUUUACUAAAUCGUCCACUGUAACACAAACUAUCAGUGAUCCGCCCAUUGUGGUGGAGCCCAUUGAGGCACCAACUAUCAGUGAUCCACCCAUUGUGGCGAAGCCCAUUAAGGCGACAACUAUCAGUGAUCCACCCCAGUGGCGUAACUACUAGGGGCCCAACCUGGUCGAAACCAGGGGCCCUGGAGAAGCAACUUCUUAGGGGGCCCUUGUCUAAUAUCAAAUAAUACAAAUAUUGUAUUUUAAUUAAUAGCGUGAAAAUAUGAUAUAUUUGUCUUAGAUGCAAAAAGCUCUAUAUAACACCAAUGUUCAAUUGUAACGAGUUUAUACUAUAAUUUUUAAAUCGAGAUUAUUUGAUAGAAUUUUCAAACUGUCAAGUGAAAGCAUCGUUUAUGUUAGUUUGAUAAUUAUUUUAAUGCACCUCACAUCCUCGCCUUGUGUUUCCUCGUGUUAUUAAUUAUUUGCCUACGAACUAACGAAAGGUUUGCAUUAUUUAUCUUUUUGACUUCAAAGUUUUAUUAAAAUUUAGAAUUUUACCAUAUCUUCGUAACACGAUUUAGGUACCGCGCGAGUCCGGGCCCCUCGUAUUGAAAUUAGCGAAUUCGCAUGCAAAUUUGCCUAUGUUUCAGUAAGAUAACCCGAGAAAUCACGUCUAGCUUUUCACAACCGGAUGGUCAUCAAGAAAAGACUAUAUACGAGCGAUAAAAACAGAUUUCCCGACAUCAGGACUGAAGCUCCUGAAACAAUAUAGUAAAGGACGUGAAAGCAAAGAGAAGUCUGAGGCUAUAGUGAUAAGCACUCUGGAAUUUCUUCUUUCACUUAUCAUCUGGGAAAAUAUUGUUACUGCACUUAAUCUUGCAUCUAAAGAUAUGCAAGCAUUUGAUAUGGAUCUUGGCAAAUCAUCCCUCCAAUCGGAAAGAGCACUAAAUUCAGAUAAAGAAAUAAGAAUGGUAAAAGAUUUUUAAAAAAUCCACUAUCCUUGCCUUAAGUUUGGAUUUCCUGUUUCAUUUGUUCAAAAAAGAACAAGAAGUGUUCCUAGAUACUUUAACGAAGGGGCCACAGACGAGCUUAUCAUUGACGCAAAAACAAAAUUCUGUGUGGAACUGUUCUUUCCAAUAAAGUUGAAGAGGCAAAAAAGUUUGAAGUUGAAGUUGAAGAGGCAAAAAAGUUUGAAAUUUACAAAACGAUUGAUAUCUUUGAAGAGAAAACGACCGGAUCAACUAAAUUUAACAGUUAACUGAAACAAUUUGGUUGCACUUUAAAUUGUGUAUGCUUACACCUUGUCAGUGUAUUAAUUGUUAUGAACUAUAUGUUGUUGUUGUCGUUGUCGUUGUCGUUGUCGUUGUCGUUGUCGUUGUCGUUGUCGUUGUCGUUGUCGUUGUCGUUGCCGUUGCCGUUGCCGUUGCCGUUGUCGUUGUCGUUUUUUUUUUUUGUUUUUUUUUAACAGCUUUAUUUGACAUACAUAUAAAAGGUUACAUAAUAUUAUUAUUAUCCAAACAAAGAAUAUUACAGGGUAUACGUCCAAUGGGGCUAGCGCAAACGGGACAACGAGACCCAUGCAGGACGCCACCCCUAAACUAAACUAGUGAAAACAAACUUAUUUACUAUACAGAAUAUACAUAUAUAACUUAGGACUUAAGUACGGUGACAAGGGCAGUCUCUUAUGAGCGACCAUGUACAUGUCAUAUCUACAUUAAAAGUACUGUUCACCAAGGCGGUGUAUGUCUUGUGCAAAAAGCUUUUAAAAAUAUUUACAUUGGCAAACUUUUCAGGAGAGGCUAUUUUACAUAUAUAGUUCCAAGGCUUUACUAUUCUAUUAAAAAACGAUGCCUGAAAGGUGGAUGUUUUACAGCAGGAGUGUUUUAACAUUAGGGCUGGAUUUUGUGCGCGAGAUCGAUUGUGCUCUACGAAGGUUAAAAGUUGAUUAAUGUUUAAAUCGGUAUGACCAAAAAUACAUUUAUAAACCAACACAAGAUCUCUGAUUCCUCGAUCAUAAGUUAGUGGCAAUAGGUUUAGAGAUUUCAGCCUGUCUUCAUAUGACAGCUCACCAACUUUAGUUCUUAGAAUCCAUCGAGUUGCCCGUCUGUGCACUCGUUCUAAGAGAAUCUGCAACUUUGCGUUUGAAGGUGACCAAACCUCAGUUGCGUAGCACAGCUGCGACUUUACCAAGGCUAGAUAAAGUGUUCGUCUAACUUUGGUGUCUGUGAUGAGAGGACAUGUUCUCUUCAGGAGACUGAGCAUCCUGUUAGCUUUGCUGACGAUUGAGGAGAUGUGAGUGUCCCAAGAUAGCUUGCUAUUGACGAUAACUCCUAGGUCGUUUUCCUGUUGAACACGUUGUAAAAUGGCAUUGUCCAGGUGGUACUCCGUAAGUACAGGCGAUUUCUAUGGCAAGCGAUACGAUUCAAAAUACAUUGACGCACUUAUAUUACUUUGAAAGUUAGAUUUUCCUCUUAAUUUUCCGUUUACGCAUUUAGAUAACGAGGUCCGCUUAAUGCUACUAUUACUUUAUUUCGAUAAAUUUAAAUACCUACGUAUCGUUACGCACAAAAAUUACAUACGAAGAAUUACCAUGGAAAUACGGAGAACAUAAUUAUACAUAUGUAUAAUUUCCGUGCGAAUUACCUACGCAAAAUUUAACCAUGAACAUAACAUUUACAGCCAAUUGCAGUUGAGCUUGCAGCUUGCAUUUUAAACGCGUUGUUACAUCGUUGAAAAGUAUGCGUUCAUUCCUUAGAAACACGCCGUUGCUAGGGGCGUAACGUGAACUUUUGGCGGGCAUUGUUGAACUUCUGAACGGCGUGCAAACAAACGUAUAACGAGUUAAAUAUUGUAAAAACGCUGCUAAAGCCUGCGAUAGAACAGUAAGGUAUUUUUAGAAUGCCUGCAGUCAAAUUAGAACUCCCUGGUCGGUUUUGUGACAAAAUCUAAUUUAAUUCGUCAACGCCAAGAAUAGAAAAACAUGUUUACGCCGUUACAACGCCCGCCAAAAGUUCACGUUACGCCCCUAGCAACGGCGUGUUUCCAAGGAAUGAACGCAUACUUUUCAACGAUGCAACAACGCGUUUAAAAUGCAAGCUGCAAGCUCAACUGCAGUUGGCUGUAAUUAUGUAGGUUAAAGUUACAUACGUAACUGUCAACACUCUUAAAUAGAAUCACAUAGGUAAAUUUACCUACGUAACUGUCAACACUCUUACAUAGAAUUACAUAGGUAAAUUUACCUAUGUAACUGUCAACACUCUUAAAUAGAAUCACAUAGGUAAAUUUACCUACGUAACUGUCAACACUCUUCCAUAGAAUUACAUAGGUAAAUUUACCUAUGUAACUGUCAACACUCUUAAAUAGAAUCACAUAAGUAAAUUUACCUACGUAACUGUCAACACUUAUUUAAUUAAGUGCAUAGGGUAUGUAAAUGUCAGCAAUCAUAUUAACACAGGAUGAGGUAUUUAGCACUAAAGCACUCUUGAUUAUUUAGUAAAUCUUUAUUAGAACUUCAUUAUAACUUGAUUAGUAAAUCUUUAUUAUAAGUACAAUAAUAUAGUAGGGCCUAUAUUUGUUUUAGUUACAUAUAAA
Molecule: messenger RNA, 25049 nt
Organism: Paramuricea clavata
Lineage: Eukaryota; Metazoa; Cnidaria; Anthozoa; Malacalcyonacea; Plexauridae
Source: the annotation of a GenBank genome assembly